AUGCACACAGCGGAGAUCGCGCUCUCUCUCCUACUCGUCGUGAUCAUCGUUGUGUCGCUGCUGUCCAACGUGCUAGUGUUGAUCUGCUUCUUAUACAAUGCAGAAAUUCGCAAGCAGGUUCCUGGGUUGUUUAUACUCAACCUGACGUUCUGCAACCUGCUUCUGUCCGCCUCCAGCAUGCCGUUGACUCUUUUCGGGGUAUUGAGUAAUGCACAUCCCGGAGGACAAAUUUUCUGUCAGGUGGUCGGGUUUCUGGAUACUUUCCUGACCACCAACUCCAUGCUGAGUAUGGCUGCUCUCAGCAUCGACCGCUGGGUUGCAGUGGUGUUCCCUCUCAGUUACCAUUCCAGGAUCCGUCACCGGGACGCUGUAAUCGCUCUGGCUUACACGUGGAUGCACUCGUUGUCCUUCUCUGUGGUUGCCGCGUGCCUCUCCUGGGUGGGCUACCAUCAGCUGUACGCUUCGUGCACGCUCUGUAACGGCAGGGCGGUCAAUGCCAAGACGCAGUUCGCGAUUUACACCAUGGUGCUGCACUCACUCACGUUCCUGUUGGUGUCGGUGGUGCUCUGCGUCACGUAUCUGAAAGUGCUCAAAGUCGCGCGCUUUCACUGUAAGCGCAUCGACGUGAUAACCAUGCAAACGCUCGUACUGCUAGUGGACAUUCACCCGAGUGUUCGUCAGCGCUGUCUGGAGGAGCAGAAAAGGAGGAGACAGAGAGCCACCCGCAAAAUUAGUACCUUCAUUGGAACCUUCGUCGUCUGUUUCACCCCUUAUGUCAUUACCAGGAUUGUGGAGCUAUUUGUGACGGAGCCAUUUAAUCCAUAUUGGGGCAUGCUGUGUAAGAGUCUGGCAUACAGCAAAGCUGCAUGUGACCCCUUCGUCUACUCUCUUCUGCGACACCAGUACAGGAAGACUUGCAGUGACAUCAUCAAUCGACUCUUGAAACGCAGUUCCCCGAAUGGAUCCGGGCAUCAGCAGGAAAAUGGAAAGAAAUCAAGGAAUCAAGCCAAGGAAAUCGUAAAAGAUGGGGAAGUCGAAGCCAGACCUACAAACUGA
Messenger RNA from Sinocyclocheilus anshuiensis, 1056 nucleotides. RefSeq names its product G-protein coupled receptor 26-like. Gene Ontology annotation, biological process: adenylate cyclase-activating G protein-coupled receptor signaling pathway. The transcript has 3 exons. Gene Ontology annotation, cellular component: membrane. Gene Ontology annotation, molecular function: G protein-coupled receptor activity. The coding region runs from base 1 to 1056 and encodes 351 amino acids. The record is from RefSeq and is a predicted model, not a curated record. NCBI's taxonomy places the organism in Eukaryota, Metazoa, Chordata, Actinopteri, Cypriniformes, Cyprinidae.